Messenger RNA from Archocentrus centrarchus (flier cichlid), 3142 nucleotides. Its product is annotated as Fc receptor-like protein 5. Gene Ontology annotation, biological process: cell surface receptor signaling pathway; immune response. Gene Ontology annotation, molecular function: transmembrane signaling receptor activity. Bases 93 to 1901 code for a protein of 602 amino acids. Gene Ontology annotation, cellular component: external side of plasma membrane. Lineage: Eukaryota; Metazoa; Chordata; Actinopteri; Cichliformes; Cichlidae. The transcript has 12 exons. The record is from RefSeq and is a predicted model, not a curated record.
UUUCUGCUUCUACUUCUCGUAGCUGCUGCUUCACUCUUUCUCUUUACAGGAAGUUGUAGAAGUUUUCAGACGUGUCGCUGCUGGAUGUGAGGAUGGGACCCACUUUGCUCUGUGAGCUGGGCCUAUUCUUGCUCUGUACGCUCCUCUGCACUGGACACGCUCAAGAUGCUGUGUUAACUAUUGAACCCAACUGGUCCAGUUUUUUCAUUGGAGAGUUUGUUACCUUCAUGUGUGACAUGAAUGAAGGAGCAGACACUGACUGGGAAUACAAACUCAACAAGGAUGGUCGAGAAUUUGUCCCCUACAACACACACAAAUACUACAGAUUACAAAUUACAUCUACAGGUCACAGUGGUGAAUAUCAGUGUUCUGGUCACAGGAAGAGUUCAAGUUAUACAAAGCGCAGUAACACUGUCUCUGUAACUGUAUCAGAUAAACGCAGGGCCACACUGACAGCAGGAACAACAAUCAUACCAGUAGGGGGCAGUGUGACACUGACCUGCUCUGUGGGGAGAUCUGCUGAGUGGAAAUAUGAGUGGUUCAGACGCACCCAAAGAACCACUGAAGUUCAAAUCAGAAGAGAUGAUCAACCAAACAGAGUUAUCAGAGUAUCUCAAGGAGGAAUCUACAGCUGCAGAGUAAGAAGAGGAAACUCAGUUUACUACACUUAUAAAAGUGAUGAAGUCAGCAUUGAGAUAACCUUUUCCAAUAAAGUUGCUGUAAAACAACAACAACACAACUGGCCUCAGAUAUUCAGCAGUGAGACGAUCACUCUGACAUGUGAGGUGCAGGAAGGAGGUGAACCCACUGAGUGGGAGUAUCAAUGGAGAGGACCCAGGCAAACCACACAGUGGACACACAAUAAUUCUUUGACAUUCAGAGUUUCUGAGUCCAGCAGUGGAGACUACAUGUGUAAGAGUCGACGCAGAAAUGACUCAUAUUCUUCAACAGAGUGGAGUGAAGCCUUCACACUGUCAGUAACAACAUAUAAACCCAGGGCCACACUGACUGCAGGAACAACAAUCAUACCAGUAGGGGGCAGUGUGACACUGACCUGCUCUGUGGGGAGAUCUGCUGAGUGGAAAUAUGAGUGGUUCAGACGCACCCAAAGAACCACUGAAGUUCAAAUCAGAAGAGAUGAUCAACCAAACAGAGUUAUCAGAGUAUCUCAAGGAGGAAUCUACAGAUGCAGAGGAGGAAGAGGAAACCCAGUUUACUACACUGAUAUAAGUGCUGAAGUCAUCAUUGAGAUAACCUUUUCCAAUAAAGUUGCUGUAAAACAACAACACAACUGGCCUCAGAUAUUCAGCGGUGAGACGAUCACUCUGACAUGUGAGGUGCAGGAAGGAGGUGAACCCACUGAGUGGGAGUAUGGAUGGAGAGGACCCAGGAAAACCACACAGUGGACACACAAUAAUUAUCUGACAUUCAGAGUUUCUGAGUCCAGCAGUGGAGACUACAUGUGUAAGAGUCGACGCAGAGAUGACUCAUAUUCUUCAACAGAGUGGAGUGAAGCCUUCACACUGUCAGUAACAAGUAAGUCAUGUUUCUCUUCAUGGCUGAUUGUUGGACUGGUUUGUGGAGUCUCUCUCCUCAUUAUUCUCCUGCUCUUGUUGUAUCGCUGCAGAACGACCAACAGUCCUGCUAAUGAGCAGACGGUGAAUCAGGAUGAACAUCAGCAGCAAGUGUACUCCUCUCUUCUUCAUGGUGAUCGUUGUGUCUAUGAGACAAUCAGAGGCUCUGAAAACACUGAAAAUGGUCCACCUGAAGGUGAUUACACCAAUGUCACAUCUGUGAUUCAGCUCAAAGUCAUUAACAAGACGAGACAACGUGGUGACCCAGAGGAGAGCUCUGACUACUAUAAUGUGAAUCCAAAUUCAGCCACAGCUCUAAAAUCUUAACAGCAGCUCUUUAGCUGUUUUUAUCUUUUUCUCUUUAAAGGAACUUAAAAACUUGACGUCACUUUGAGUGAAAAGGAGCAGAUUUUUCAUUCAAAGCAAUGAUCCUGAUAGCCUGAGUUUAUAUUUCCUUCAGAAAGAAUCCCUCAGUGUGUUUCAGUCGUUUAUCUUCCUUUAAAUCAGAGGAGUCCAAACUAUGGCUCACGGGCCAAACAUGGCCCAUGCUCAGAUUUUUUUAUGGCCCAUGCAUCUUGUCCAUACAUGUUAUUUUUGGCCCACCGGCCCAAGCAAUGAAUUCAACUCAGCAUGUAAUUCCAAAAAGUGAUUUUUGGAAAGUGCCAAUAAAAAACAAAAAACGAUGUAUUUAAACUGGUGUAAAUGACUUUUUGGCUCCAAUCUGUCAAACAUAUCUGUCAUUCUGUAAUUUCCCUAUUGUGGGAUCAAUAAAGUAUCAUCAUCGUCAUCAUGAAUGAUAUCAAUUCAUUCUGAGUGAGAACAAAUCCUGUCACAGGUAGAAGCUGCAAUUACAUUUUGGCAAAGCAGCUUUUAUGUAUUUUUUAUUUAUCAGGAAAAAUUUAAUUUUUUUCAUAGAGAUCUGGUCAAGGGGGCAGCAGAAGUUACAACACAUAUAAAAUCACGGUUCUAUAAAGAUAGUUGAAGAGGACAAAAAGGAGCAGCUUGAUUAUAAUGUAGCUACAGUAACACAGUCAUAAAGAUGCUUGCAAAAUGGGUCAUUUCUUUAUUUUAUUCAUAAGGCCUUCAUAAAUUCUCUUGACUACAGUCUAAUUAAUAAAUUUAAGCAGAGAUGUUAUACAUCAAAAACAUAAAAACAUCACUUUUUGGCACAACACCAGCAGCUGGAUAAGAUCAAGUUUCCAGAGAUGAACAUUUGCAUAGAAAAUGUUCGUCUUGUUUGGCUCCACAUGUUUGUGAAUGCAGAUUUUCUCUGUUCUGAACUUAAAGAAGAACUGCUUGAGAUCCAGACUGAGUGACUCCACCUACGUGACAUUUUACACACAUCUACCACUGCUCUGGAGUCAGACCUGCGCUGUGUACCUGUGUGUCCUUCACAGUAGUGUCAGUAUCUUACCUGUUGCUCUGUUAUCAGGAUUACACAGCAGUUUUUUACAGUUUCUGUAUGUUUUAAAUUUCAGUUGGUAAUUCAGAGCUUUAUGCUCUACAUUUGGUUACUUCAUGUUUGUUUGCUGAAUGGAAAUGAAAGUAUUAAAUAACACUAUUUAUAA